This is a messenger RNA of Malurus melanocephalus (red-backed fairy wren), 3471 nucleotides long. It is a transcript of the gene SLC17A6, whose product is annotated as solute carrier family 17 member 6. The transcript has 12 exons. The coding region runs from base 226 to 1971 and encodes 581 amino acids. NCBI's taxonomy places the organism in Eukaryota, Metazoa, Chordata, Aves, Passeriformes, Maluridae. The record is from RefSeq and is a predicted model, not a curated record. Gene Ontology annotation, cellular component: excitatory synapse; synaptic vesicle membrane. Gene Ontology annotation, molecular function: neurotransmitter transmembrane transporter activity; L-glutamate transmembrane transporter activity. Gene Ontology annotation, biological process: synaptic transmission, glutamatergic; regulation of synapse structure or activity; neurotransmitter loading into synaptic vesicle.
CCUCGCCCCCCCUCCCCGACUCCGCACGCCGUCUCCACCUCGCUCACACACACACACACACACACACGCGAGCACUCUGCCUCUCAUUCUGCCUUUCCCCGUAGGUGCACCGAUAGCCGCUGAAUGAGGGCGAAAAGUUAAGGGAUUAAAGCAAUAUGAACCAUCGUUGCUCGUAGCGGUGCCGUAUCCAGAGCAGAGCAGUAUCCAGCGAGCAUCCCCGCAGGAAUGGAGUCGGUAAAACAAAGGAUUUUGACCCCUGGCAAGGAGGGAUUGAAGAAUUUUGCUGGAAAAUCGCUUGGUCAACUCUACAGAGUCCUAGAGAAGAGGCAGAAGCCCGGCGACACCAUCGAGCUGACUGAAGAUGGAAAACCCAUGGAAGUGCCCGAAAAGAAAGCCCCGCUGUGCGACUGUACGUGCUUCGGGCUGCCCCGGAGGUACAUCAUUGCCAUCAUGAGYGGACUGGGAUUCUGCAUUUCCUUCGGGAUCCGAUGUAACUUGGGAGUGGCCAUCGUGGAUAUGGUCAAUAACAGCACCAUACACCGAGGAGGAAAAAUUAUUAAAGAGAAAGCGAAGUUUAACUGGGAUCCCGAAACGGUCGGCAUGAUCCACGGCUCCUUUUUCUGGGGGUACAUCAUCACCCAGAUCCCCGGAGGGUACAUCUCAUCCCGGCUGGCGGCCAACAGAGUAUUUGGUGCUGCUAUUCUGCUGACAUCCUCCCUCAACAUGCUCAUACCAUCUGCAGCCAGGGUGCACUACGGAUGYGUCAUCUUCGUCAGGAUCUUGCAGGGCCUUGUAGAGGGGGUCACCUACCCUGCCUGCCACGGCAUUUGGAGCAAGUGGGCCCCCCCAUUAGAAAGAAGUAGGUUAGCAACCACUUCCUUUUGUGGUUCCUAUGCAGGAGCUGUCAUUGCAAUGCCUUUAGCUGGGAUUCUAGUGCAAUACACGGGGUGGUCUUCUGUGUUCUAUGUGUAUGGGAGCUUUGGUAUAGUCUGGUACAUGUUUUGGCUUUUGGUUUCAUAUGAGAGCCCUGCCAAGCACCCYACGAUCACAGAUGAAGAAAGGAGAUACAUAGAAGAGAGCAUUGGAGAGAGUGCCAACCUCCUCGGUGCAAUGGAAAAAUACAAAACACCGUGGAGAAAAUUUUUUACAUCCAUGCCAGUCUAUGCAAUAAUAGUUGCAAACUUCUGUAGAAGCUGGACUUUUUACUUGCUGCUAAUUAGUCAGCCUGCUUACUUUGAGGAGGUGUUUGGAUUUGAAAUAAGCAAGGUGGGUAUCUUAUCCGCCGUGCCGCAUUUAGUGAUGACAAUUAUUGUCCCCAUUGGGGGACAAAUUGCAGACUUUUUAAGGAGCAGGCAGAUUGUUUCAACAACCAAUGUGAGAAAGAUAAUGAACUGUGGAGGUUUUGGUAUGGAAGCAACUCUUCUUCUCGUGGUGGGAUAUUCACACAGCAAAGGAGUGGCCAUUUCAUUCUUAGUGCUUGCUGUAGGCUUUAGUGGAUUUGCCAUAUCUGGAUUCAAUGUCAACCACUUAGACAUUGCCCCGAGGUAUGCYAGCAUCUUAAUGGGGAUUUCUAAUGGAGUCGGGACCUUGUCUGGAAUGGUUUGCCCUAUAAUUGUUGGAGCAAUGACAAAGAACAAGACRCGUGAAGAAUGGCAGUACGUCUUCCUCAUCGCUGCUCUGGUCCAUUACGGAGGUGUAAUCUUCUAUGGCAUAUUUGCAUCAGGAGAGAAACAGCCCUGGGCAGACCCUGAGCAGACAAGUGAAGAGAAAUGUGGCUUUAUUCACGAAGAUGAACUUGCUGAAGAGACGGGGGACAUUACUCAGAAUUAUGUAAAUUAUGGUACCACCAAGUCUUACGGUGCUACGACCCAGGUCAAUGGUGGCUGGCCUAAUGGCUGGGAGAAAAAAGAGGAAUUUGUACAAGAGGAAGUACAAGACUCAUACACCUACAAGGAAAGAGAUUAUUCAUAACAGACCUAAAUAUUUGGUAUAUUUUGUAGUGUUUGUGAUUAAAUUCAUUGUGAUUGUUUGCACACGGAAAAUAAAAUGUGGUAUAAACAUGUAAACACAUAUCAAACAGGAAGGUCUUACUGUAAAAAAAAAAAAAUACAUCAAAGUGCAAUCUGUAUGAGUUGUGAUGUUAUCACUUUCAUUAGAUUAUAUUUGUUCUAUAAACAUUAGAGUUUUAAGGGUUUACUGGUCAAAACUAUAGAGGCAAUUAGAUCCUUUACAGUAUACAAGAGCUAAAACUCAUAAUUAAAAGAUAAAAGCACAACGAAGCAACCGAGUUGGCACAUCUAACGCUCUUUUUAGAAAGCCAAAACUACUUGAUCAUUUAAAAAAAAAUGCACUUAUAUAUUUGUUACACUGUAUUGAAAGAGAUUGUGUUGAAGACACACAUUUACUCAGUGCAAUGUAGGAGUUGUGUGUUCAGUCCAGGACRAGAACUUCCUUAAAUGAGGAAGGUUAAGUCCGAGGCAUUUUUUUGAGGAUUGAUCCAGUUCCCUUUGCUGGUAAUUGUGUCAAGCCUAAAGAACAAAUAGGGCAUAUUGUAUGUUUGUCGUGAUUACAUGCUGCAGGCUACUCUGUGAUGAAUAAAGGAGCUAUUUAGGAGUUUUAUACUGAAUGUUUGGGCACAAAUUCUUAUUUCUGUUCUUUGCAGAACCUCAUGAAAUUAUAGACUUUGUCAUGUUCYUCCCUGCAUUUAUCAGCUAAUAUAAAAAACAAUGUAAAAACWAUAUUAAGUCUGACUUUUCAGGCAGCCUGGCAAAUCCCUUUAUCAAAAAACAAGCUUUAUUAUUCUAUUCUUUGCAGUAUGUUCUGAAUUUGUACAGGUGUCUUUAGAGAGGGAAAAAAAACCCCAAUAUAACAUUUAAAAAAUAUAUAGUCUUUUACAAAAUUCCAAAGAGAAGUUUAUUAUGAACAAGUAGCCCUAUGAAAAAAGGAUGCAUUUGUUUUGCAGAAUAUUUUGAAACCAAUAGAAGAAACAGAGAAUAAUUUAACCCUUAUUCUUCCCUUAAUAGCUUUCAUAUUUUUACACAUCGUGCCACAGUUGUAUACAUAGAUAUAAGUUUAUUGAAGAUACUGUAACUAUAGAAAAAUGUUAUUUUAGAAAUCCCUGAAAGAAAAGAUGUAUUUGUCUUUCRAUCAAACCUAAUAAUAACGAUGGACACUGAAUAUGAGUGACAUAAAAACUCACAAUAAACCAAAGUGGUAAAUAACUAGUGUUGGGUUGAAAGAAGCCAACAAGCGCCACGCUUGUCUUUUUAGCAUAACUCAACAGUGACUGCAACAUUAGUGUACCAAGCAAUAAGUGCAAUGCAUUAUCAAGUGCAUAAUCUUCUAGAGAAAUAUAUUUAACCUUCAUUUAGCUUGUUGUAUAUACUUGGGGUUGUUGGGAUUGAAACCAAACCGAACCAACUGGAGUUAGCAACACCAGACCACUUCUUAAUACUCUAAAAAUGACGAUGA